This is a messenger RNA of Pecten maximus, 2157 nucleotides long. RefSeq names its product dynein intermediate chain 3, ciliary-like. The transcript is spliced from 12 exons. The record is from RefSeq and is a predicted model, not a curated record. Gene Ontology annotation, cellular component: outer dynein arm. Gene Ontology annotation, biological process: outer dynein arm assembly; cilium movement. NCBI's taxonomy places the organism in Eukaryota, Metazoa, Mollusca, Bivalvia, Pectinida, Pectinidae. Bases 1 to 1815 code for a protein of 604 amino acids. Gene Ontology annotation, molecular function: dynein heavy chain binding; dynein light chain binding.
AUGGAGAUUGUAUAUGUAUAUACAAAGAAGAGAAGUGAGUUCGGUCGCCAGUGUAACUUCAGCGACAGGCCGGCUGAACUUCACGUAGACAUCAUACCAGAUGCAACACAAGCAGAUAAUUUCAUUGAGAGGAAUCCCGUUGACAAUGGACUCCAACAUGUUCAAGAGAUGUCUGAGCAUGAGGUCAACACAGAAAGAUUUGAAACCAGCACACGGGGAGUGAACCAUACAGAAGGAGGCUGGCCCAAAGAUGUCAACUCACAGGAAGUUGAGCAGGUCACCAGAUACAGAAAGAAAGUGGAGAAAGAUGAAAUGUACAUUAACACAAUUCAGCAACUUGCAACAGUCAUGGAACACUGCAUCAAACAAAACAAUGCUAUUGAUAUAUACGAGGAGUAUUUUGAUGACAUUGAAAUUGAUGCUGUAGACGAAGUCCCGUCAGCCAAAACAAUAAAUGUAUUCAGGGAUCCUAAUGAGAUCAAAAGAACAGCAACAAACCUCUCCUGGUUCCCGGAUGGUCCGAGGAAACUUGCAGUUGCUUACUGUAACAUGGAAUUCCAGGGCUCUAGUCCGGAUACAAGCAUGGAGUCCUACAUUUGGGAUGUUGAGAACCCCAACAAGCCAGAAAUGACACUUAAGCCAGUAUCUCCAUUGGUGUGCUUAGAAUACAACCCUAAAGAUUCCCAUGUACUACUCGGCGGUUGUUACAAUGGUCAAAUCGCUUAUUGGGACACAAGGAAAGGUUCACAGCCUGUCGAGAUGUCACCUAUAGAACACAGCCAUAGAGAUCCCGCAUAUAAAGCCAUCUGGAUCCAAUCAAAGACUGGUACGGAGUGUUUUUCUACGUCCUCGGACGGUCAGGUGCUUUGGUGGGAUACCCGUAAGAUGGGUGAACCUACCGAAAAACUUUAUCUGGAUCCAACAAAAAAGCAAGACCCAACGAAAGCACAAGGUGCCAUGGUACUGGAGUAUGAACCUACCAUGCCAACAAAAUUUAUGGUUGGAUGUGAAACAGGAACUAUUAUGUCAUGUAACAGAAAAGCUAAGACGCCAGCAGAAAAAAUUGUAGCAUUGUACCACGGUCACUUAGGGCCCGUAUAUUCAUUACAAAGGAAUCCAUUCUUCCCCAAAAACUUCCUUAGUGUUGGCGACUGGAAAGCAAGGAUUUGGUCUGAAGAUAUCAGGGAAUCCUCAAUCAUGUGGACAAGACAAUACUCCUCCUACCUGUCCGACGGCUCAUGGAGCCCGGUCCGACCUUCGGUGUUCUUUGUCACCAAAAUGGAUGGCACAUUGGAUGUUUGGGAUAUCAUCUUUAAACAGAGCGACCCAACACUUAGCCUACAGGUUUGUGACGAGCCUCUACACAGUUUACGAGUACAGGAAUCAGGGCGGCUCAUUGCAUGUGGAUCUCAUUCUGGAACUACAACGUUACUGGAACUGUCUGAGGGUCUGUGUACGCUACAGAGAAACGAGAAGAACUUAGUCACGGCAAUGUUUGAGAGAGAGACGAGGAGGGAGAAGAUCCUGGAUUCUCGUCACAGGGAAAUGAAACUCAAGGAACGAUCAAAGAGCUCAGCUGACAAAGACAAGGAAGAUGAGGAAAAGGAAGAAGAUGGACAAGAAGAAGAUCUUUAUGCCAGGGCAGAAAAGGAGUUUUACGAUAUCAUUGAGAAGGAGAAGAAAAAUCUGGAAAAGAAACAGGCAAAUCAGAUGGAAACUGACAAAGGGGACACCGGAAAACAGUCCCCAAUUGCCGAGGAAGGAGAGGAAGAAAAAACAACGGAAAAUGAAGAGAAAUCAGACACCAAAAAAUAAAUGGACAUAUAAGCGUAGACAAAAAUCUUAACACAAGAGAUUUGGACAGACGACUAGUGAUGGGGUCAGAUUCACUUUGGAAGAAAACAUUGCUUCAAAGUGACUUUGAUAAGUUUUCAAAUCAUGACGGAGAAAAAGGUCUCCCUCCGGAUGGAUGGCAGUAACACUUGGGAUAAGUGCUCAACUUUACGAUUUCGUGCAGACUGUUGAUAACAAUAAGUUCUAUUUAAAUUAGCAUUUAAAUCUAAUCAAUAUUCGAAGAAAACAAAUUGUAGACUUUUAAUUUGAACUGUGAGGUGUCUCUGUCAAGUUUCCUUACUAUCAGUGCUAUAAUGUAUUGAA